AGUGACACUGCUUUGAAUUAUACCGCUCAGCGACUUCAGUACAUGCCUCAUAGCUCCAGUCUCAAACUUAACCCCGUUCUUGCUGAAGAAGAGAAGGUCUGCUGGAUGGAGAAAGAAGCUCUCGUGAAAGAGGGGGAGGAAGAGGAGGCUGUUACAAUACAAAAACAAGUAGAGGGUGAGGGUGUUACCAUGAACGAAGAAGAGAGAGACGUUACAGACAAAGAAGAGGAAGACGCGUUCAGAGUGAAAGAGGAUGACGAAGUUUCAGUGAAAGAAGAGGAGACUGACGAUGAACGAGAGAGACGUGACUAUCGUGGAUCCUCUGGGGAGCAUCAACAACCUCAUGAUGCUGACAAGGCAGAGAAGAGUCUCUCCACGUCAAAACACCAGCAGAGAACCACAGGGAAGAAAUCUCAUUGCUGCUCUGACUGUGGGAAAGGUUGCACAUCUUCAUCAGAACUUAAAAUACACCAGAGAACACACACAGGAGAGAAACCUUUUAGCUGUGAUCAAUGUGGGAUGAGUUUUACUACAUCUAGCUCUCUGAUUCGACACCAGAGAACACACACAGGAGAGAAACCUUAUAGCUGUGAUAAAUGUGGGGUGAGUUUUCCUUCAUCUAGCCAGCUGACUUCACACCAGAGAACACACACAGGAGAGAAGCCUCAUAGCUGUGAUCAAUGUGGGAUGAGUUUAACUACAUCAAGCAGUCUGAUUCGACACCAGAGAACACACACAGGAGAGAAACCUUUUAUCUGUGAUCAAUGUGGGAAGAGUUUUUCUACAUCUAGCCAGCUAACUUCACACCAGAGAACACACACAGGAGAGAAACCUUAUUGCUGUGAUCAAUGUGGGAUGGGUUUAACUACAUCAGGCAGUCUGAUUCGACACCAGAGAACACACACAGGAGAGAAACCUUAUUGCUGUGAUCAAUGUGGGAUGAGUUUUACUACAUCAAGCCAUCUGAUUCGACACCAGAGAACACACACAGGAGAGAAACCUUUUAUCUGUGAUCAAUGUGGGAAGAGUUUUUCUACAUCUAGCCAGCUAACUUCACACCAGAGAACACACACAGGAGAGAAACCUUAUUGCUGUGAUCAAUGUGGGAUGAGUUUUACUACAUCAAGCCAUCUGAUUCGACACCAGAGAACACACACAGGAGACAAGCCUUAUGGUUGUAAUCAUUGUGAGAAGAGUUUUACCACAUUUUGCUCUCUGACUGUACACCAGAGAACACACACAGGAGAGAAAUCUUAUACUUGUAAUCAUUGUGAGAAGAGUUUUCCUACAUCUAGUCAGCUGACUUCACACCAGAGAACACACUCAGGAGAGAAAUCUUAUAGCUGUGAUCAAUGUGGGAUGAGUUUUACUACAUCAAGUAAUCUGAUUCGACACCAGAGAACACACACAGGAGAGAAAUCUCAGCUGUGAUCAAUGUGACAAGAGAUACUCUGAUAAAAGGUGUUUAAUCAAACAUCAGAAAAUGCAUGAAGAAGUUGUUUCAUAAUAUCAAUGAAAUGACGUCACACUGUAGAAUGUUUUAACAUUGUAGUAGGAGUAUUUUAAUGAUGUCACAAUAUAGAAUGUUUUAACAUUGU
Messenger RNA from Salvelinus fontinalis (brook trout), 1598 nucleotides. RefSeq names its product zinc finger protein 883-like. The record is from RefSeq and is a predicted model, not a curated record. Bases 43 to 1431 code for a protein of 462 amino acids. Lineage: Eukaryota; Metazoa; Chordata; Actinopteri; Salmoniformes; Salmonidae. The transcript has 2 exons.